Lycium ferocissimum is the source of this 989-nucleotide messenger RNA. RefSeq names its product protein Dr1 homolog. Bases 320 to 796 code for a protein of 158 amino acids. The record is from RefSeq and is a predicted model, not a curated record. Gene Ontology annotation, molecular function: protein heterodimerization activity. The transcript has 6 exons. NCBI's taxonomy places the organism in Eukaryota, Viridiplantae, Streptophyta, Magnoliopsida, Solanales, Solanaceae.
UCUCACACAUUCCCACACUCUUAACCUCUACGUGCAAACCACUCCUCACUUAACAUUCACGACCUAUUCCUUCGUGAGCCACACGUCACUAUAUGCGCGUGGUGAAUCCAUCUGUUCAACGCGCUUUGCAGAAAAUUAGCCCUAGACCACUUCCCUUGUUCUAUAUGCACCAUGAACAACCACCGUUUGCGACUCCGAUCACCUACUUCCGUAUCUUUUCUAUCUUUUCCAAUCGGCUGAAUUGCCCCUAAGUUUGUUUAAUUCCAAUUUCGCCCCUUCAAUUUUCUAGAUUCUCGAUUUUCUCCUCGUAAGGGUUAAAAUGGAAGCUAUGGACAUAGUUGGUAAAACAAAGGAAGAUGCUUCACUUCCCAAAGCAACAAUGACAAAAAUUAUUAAAGAAAUGUUGCCACCAGAUGUUCGUGUAGCCCGAGAUACUCAGGAUCUUCUGAUUGAAUGUUGUGUAGAGUUCAUUAAUCUUAUCUCAUCAGAAUCCAAUGAAGUUUGUAAUAGAGAAGAGAAACGAACAAUUGCACCAGAACAUGUACUCAAGGCUUUACAGGUUCUUGGUUUUGGGGAGUAUAUUGAAGAAGUAUAUGCUGCAUAUGAACAACACAAGCUAGAGACCAUGGACACUGUAAGAGCUGGAAAGUGCAGUAAUGGAGCUGAAAUGACUGAAGAAGAAGCAUUAGCUGAGCAACAGAGGAUGUUUGCUGAGGCGCGUGCAAGGAUGAAUGGCGGUGUGACAGGUCCCCCCAAGCAGCAAGAUUCAGAAGCGGAGCAAACCUUGAAUAGCUAACUUCACUCUGUUGUUCUGUAGGAAAAAAGCAUCUUUACUAGCAUCUUUAGUCUGUUUUAGUAGCAGGAUCUCUCUUGUAUUGUGUACAAAAGGCCCCUGGUGCAUGUGUCUGCUUGUGAGGGCUCUAGUUCAGUUUGUACUCGGAUGCAUUAUGUUCAUAUAUUCUGUAAAUAAGUAAGAAUUUGCUUCAGAA